Molecule: messenger RNA, 1371 nt
Organism: Rhinocladiella mackenziei CBS 650.93
Lineage: Eukaryota; Fungi; Ascomycota; Eurotiomycetes; Chaetothyriales; Herpotrichiellaceae
Exons: 1
Coding region: 1-1371 (456 amino acids)
Biological process (GO): secondary metabolite biosynthetic process
Molecular function (GO): FAD binding; monooxygenase activity
Source: RefSeq, a predicted model, not a curated record
AUGCUUUCUGACGUCCACACCCUCAAAAUAUGCAUCAUCGGCGCCGGCAUGGGCGGACUGACCUGCGCCCUCGCCCUUGCCCGCGCAGGUUUCACAGACAUCACGGUCUUCGAAAUGGCGUCGAACCUGGGCUUUGUCGGCGCUGGCAUUCAAAUGGCACCCAACAUGGCGCGCAUCCUCGAUCGAUUAGGAGUGUGGGAUGCUAUUGCAAAGGAAGCCGUCGUGCUCACUGAGACGAGUAUUCGACAAGGCGCCACGGACGCCGAGUUAGGGCAUGUCGAUCUACAAUAUAUCCGGGACGCGUACGGGUUCCCCCACACCGUGGGCCACAGGGCGACGUUAGCCGGGGAAUUGUAUCAGGGUUGCCAGAGGGAAAGCGAUAAAAUUCGGUUCCGAUUCGCGACGACGUGUGAUCAUGUCAAGUUCGAGCCGAAGCCGAGCUUCACGGCGACACCACGUGGCGCCGACGCUCAACCAUAUGAGGUACAGUGCGACAUCUUGCUGGCGGCGGACGGGAUCAAGUCCAACUCGCGCGUCGCAAUGCUGAGAGAGCUCAAUGUCGAAGCUACCGUCAAAGAUACCGGCCAGGCGGCGUACCGCAUCAUGUUGACGCGAGAGCAGAUGGCGACGGACCCGGACUUACUCGCGCUGCUCGACGCGGAUAAAGUCAUCCGCUGGAUCGGCGAGAAGAGACACAUCAUCGCGUACCCGGUGUCCAGCAAGCAGAUCUACAACAUCUCGACGACGCAGCCGGAUGUGAAUUUCGCCGCGGCCCCGUCGGCCACGUACACGACGCGCGGGUCCAAGAAAGCCAUGCUGGACGUCUUUGGCGAUUUCUGCCCGAUGAUCCAGCGCAUGCUCGACCUCGUGCCCGAAGGCGAGGUGUGUGAGUGGAAACUCCGCGUGCAUGCCCCGUUGACGACCUGGAUUCGCGGCUCGGUGGCGCUGGUGGGGGAUGCAUGUCACCCAACGCUCCCGCAUCUCGCGCAGGGCGCCGCGCAGGCCAUCGAAGACGCAGCGGUGCUGGCGGUGGUGCUCUCUCAUCUUCCGUCGAGCCCGACACCGGCGGAUAUCAAUAGGAUGCUCAGAGCAUAUGAGAAAGUCAGAAAGGAACGGGCGGAGACGCUCGUUGAACUGGCCGCGGCGAGUGGACGGGCAUUGCAUCUUGGUGAAGGCCCGGCGAAGGAGGAGAGAGAUAAGCAGUUUGCUGCGCUGAAGCAGGGCAAGGGGCCUGUACCGGAUAAGUGGGCGGAUGCUGAUGUGCAGAGAAUGGUGUAUGGGUUUGAUUGUAUGAAAGUGGCUGAGGAGUUGAUUGAGGGGGAGAUGAACGGUGUGAAAGGUGCGAAUGGUGGGGAGGGAGAGCGUGUGUAG